Prunus avium (sweet cherry) is the source of this 1200-nucleotide messenger RNA. The record is from RefSeq and is a predicted model, not a curated record. NCBI's taxonomy places the organism in Eukaryota, Viridiplantae, Streptophyta, Magnoliopsida, Rosales, Rosaceae.
AGAAAAAAGAAAAGGCGAUUCCGAUAAGGCUCUGAAAACACACACGAGACAGAGAGAGUUGCAGAGAGUGAGAGUGUGUGUGUGAGAAAGAGAAAGAGAAAGAGAAAGAGAAGGAGAAAGCAAAGGAAAAGGGGAAAAAGACAGACUGUAUGGGAUGAUGAUGGAGGAGAACAAUAACGUCAUCGCGCCGUUCGUUAUGAAGACUUACCAGAUGGUCAACGAUCCGACGACGGACAAGUUAAUCACUUGGGGCCGAGCCAACAACAGCUUCAUCGUCGUCGACCCGUUAGACUUCUCUCAGAGGCUCUUACCCGCUUACUUCAAGCACAACAAUUUCUCCAGCUUCGUCCGCCAGCUUAACACAUAUGGAUUUCGAAAGGUCGAUCCAGAUAGGUGGGAAUUUGCGAACGAGUGGUUUCUGCGGGGCCAAACGCAUUUGCUGAGGAACGUGGUGAGGAGAAAGCACAUGGGUAAGAAUUCGUAUUCGAAUUCGAAUUCGAGCACGUGCUUAUUACAGGGGAAGCACGAGGAGCUUGACGACGAAGAGAUAUUGAUGGAGAUUGCGAGGUUGAAGCAGGAGCAGAAGGCGUUGGAAGAAGAAAUGGAGAACAUGAACAAGAGAUUGGAGGCAACUGAGAGACGACCCCAGCAAAUGAUGGCUUUUCUGCACAAAGUCGCGGAGGACCCUGAGAUUUUGCCACGUAUUAUGCUCGAGAAGGAUCGUACGGUCAGAGCGCAGUUGGGGGAGAAAAAGCGGCGGGUUAUGAUGAUAACCUCAACGUCGUCCUCGUCGUCGGGCAUGGGGGCCACCAACUCCGUCAAGACCGAGGAUGAGGAUGACGGAACCGUAGGGGUAAUUUCGUCAUCUCCCGAACCGGGUUUUGAGAUGGAGAGUUUUUAUUCCACGUCUCCAGAGACGUCGACGGCGCGAGAGUGGGGGAGGCAGAGGCGGGUCGUGGAUCGGGUUCGGGCUGUGCAAGACCCGUAUAAUAUGAACCCGACGGUGUCGGGACAUGGGAUCGGGAAUAGUAGUAAUUCCGGGUACGGGUAUGGGAAUAGUGCGGAAGUGGGUUAUCUCACAGAGGAACCUAUCCCUGCACCACCGCCUUAUCCAUUCUCGUUGUUAGAGGGUGGCUUUUAGUUUUUAGUUAUGAUUUUGGUACUUUCACAAGAUUUAUCUUGGCUUUUGGUAUUAGUUCC